AUCGCUGCUGGAGGCGGGGCGGGGUAAGCCCAAUGGUGGCGCCGGGGUUCCAACUCAAUUCAUCAACUCGGAUGUUCUUGCUGCAGAUGAGCUGCGCAGAUUGAUCCGAAUCAUACAUCUUUACGGCUGUUUUCGAGUCACAUGGUUGGCGGGAACGGAGCAUCACCGACACCAGCGGCCGGACACCAUUCCAGGGUCCUGGUGUAGGGGAUGGAUGACCUGGACGAUCAGGGCCCGGAUCGAGUGUCGGGACGGAGGGUUAUGCUAAUGAAAGGAUACAACCUGGAUGGGCUCCCGUUCCCCUCCUGGAUGACCUAUGUUCCACCAUAUACUUGCUCGGGCAGCGACAUUCGAGGCUUCUUGUCUGUGAGUUGGAGAGGGUGAUUCCUCGCAUCUU
Messenger RNA from Colletotrichum navitas, 397 nucleotides. RefSeq lists its product as uncharacterized. Bases 211 to 384 code for a protein of 57 amino acids. The record is from RefSeq and is a predicted model, not a curated record. Lineage: Eukaryota; Fungi; Ascomycota; Sordariomycetes; Glomerellales; Glomerellaceae. The transcript has a single exon.